Messenger RNA from Lepisosteus oculatus (spotted gar), 735 nucleotides. Its product is annotated as UDP-glucuronosyltransferase 2B37-like. The record is from RefSeq and is a predicted model, not a curated record. Lineage: Eukaryota; Metazoa; Chordata; Actinopteri; Semionotiformes; Lepisosteidae. Gene Ontology annotation, molecular function: UDP-glycosyltransferase activity.
AUGCCUAAUGUUGUUUACAUUAGGUUUCAGUCCAAACCUGCCAAGUCUCUUCCAGAUGAGCUGGAGGAGUUUACUCAGAGCUCUGGAGAGCAUGGUGUUAUUAUCAUGUCCUUGUGAACAUUUGUUAGCAAACUCCCCAGUGAUAUAAUAGAAAAGAUAGCCGCUGCUUUUACCCAGCUCCCUCAGAAGGUUAUCUGGAGACACAUGGGUGACAGACCUGCUAACUUGGGCAACAAUACCCUACUGUUUACAUGGAUGCCUCAAAAUGAUCUCCUCAGUCAUCCCAAGACCAAACUACUUGUAUCACAUGGAGGAACCAAUGGGAUCUUUGAGGCAAUUUAUCAUGGCAUGCCAGUAGUGGGACUGCCAAUAUUUUUUUAUCAAUAUGACAAUCUUGCCCGGCUUCAGGUUCGAGGAGGAGCCAAAAUCCUUGAUGUCACUAAACUAGACAGAUAUACUUUUUUCCAGGCCUUGCAGGAAGUCCUCAGUGAGCCAUCUUACUGGAUGAACAUGCAGUGGGUCUCAAACCUGCAUCAGAAUCAGCCUAUGAAACCACUGGACAGUACCCACUACUGGAUAAAGUUUGUGAUGAGACACAAAGGUGCUGCUCAUCUAUGUGCAAAGUCCUUCAGACUGCCUUGGUUCACCUACUAUUCUGUGGAUGUUAUUAUGGCCUUGCUAGCAGCUGUGGUUAUCUUCAUACUCAUUAUAAUUGUAAUUUUCAGAUUUCUGUGA